Panicum hallii is the source of this 1878-nucleotide messenger RNA. RefSeq names its product protein disulfide-isomerase. The record is from RefSeq and is a predicted model, not a curated record. The coding region runs from base 78 to 1607 and encodes 509 amino acids. Lineage: Eukaryota; Viridiplantae; Streptophyta; Magnoliopsida; Poales; Poaceae. Gene Ontology annotation, molecular function: protein disulfide isomerase activity. Gene Ontology annotation, biological process: response to endoplasmic reticulum stress; protein folding. The transcript has 10 exons. Gene Ontology annotation, cellular component: endoplasmic reticulum.
CGCCCCGUCCCGUCCCGUCCCGUCCCCGGAGGAGGAGAAAAUCCGAGCCCACCCGCACUUCCGCUGCCCCGCCCGCCAUGGCGUCCAGCUCCUCCGCGGCCUGGAUCUCGCUGCUGCUCGCCCUCGCCCUCGCGCUGUCGGCGCGGGCGGAGGAGGCCGCGAAGGCGGAGGGGGAGGCCGUGCUCACCCUCGACGUCGACACCUUCGACGAGGCCGUCGCCAAGCACCCGUUCAUGGUCGUCGAGUUCUACGCCCCCUGGUGUGGACACUGCAAGGCGCUCGCUCCAGAGUAUGAGAAGGCGGCACAGUCGCUCAGCAAGCACGACCCACCGAUUGUUCUUGCUAAGGUCGAUGCCAAUGAGGACAAGAAUAGGCCGCUUGCUACCAAGUACGAGGUCCAAGGGUUCCCGACCCUCAAGAUCUUCAGGAACCAGGGCAAGAACAUUCAGGAGUACAAGGGACCUAGGGAGGCUGAGGGCAUUGUUGAGUACCUGAAGAAGCAGGUUGGCCCUGCUUCCAAGGAGAUCAAGUCACCAGAAGACGCGGCAUCCCUUAUUGAUGACAAGAAGAUCUACAUUGUUGGUGUCUUCACAGAAUUCAGUGGCACUGAGUUUACAAACUUCAUGGAGGUUGCUGAGAAGCUGAGGUCUGACUACGACUUUGGCCACACUCUGCACGCUAACCACCUCCCACGUGGUGCUGCGGCGGUGGAGAGGCCAUUGGUUAGGCUGUUGAAGCCAUUUGAUGAGCUUGUUGUUGACAGCAAGGAUUUUGAUGUCACUGCUUUGGAGAAGUUUAUUGAUGCUAGCAGCACUCCCCGAGUUGUUACUUUUGACAAGAACCCCGACAACCACCCAUACCUCUUGAAGUUCUUCCAAAGCUCAGCCCCCAAGGCAAUGCUAUUUUUGAACUUCUCCACUGGACCUUUUGACUCCUUCAAGUCUGCUUAUGCUGCUGUCGCAGAGGAGUUCAAGGACAAGGAAAUCAAGUUCCUCAUUGGUGACAUUGAAGCUGCCCAGGGUGCCUUCCAGUACUUCGGUCUGAAAGACGAGCAGGCACCCCUUAUCCUCAUCCAGGAUGGUGAGUCCAAGAAGUUCUUGAAGGAUCACAUUGAGGCUGACCAGAUUGUCUCUUGGUUGAAGGAAUACUUUGAUGGCAAGUUGUCGCCGUUCAAGAAGUCUGAGCCUAUUCCUGAGGUCAACAACGAGCCUGUUAAGGUCGUUGUGGCUGACAACCUCAAUGAUGUGGUCUUCAAGUCUGGCAAAAAUGUUCUUAUUGAGUUCUAUGCCCCCUGGUGUGGACACUGCAAGAAGUUGGCACCCAUCUUGGAGGAGGCAGCCACCACACUUCAAAGUGAUGAGGAAGUUGUGAUUGCUAAGAUGGAUGCGACGGCGAAUGACGUGCCCAGCGAGUUUGACGUCCAGGGCUACCCGACCAUGUACUUCGUGACGCCCAGCGGGAAGGUCACCUCCUACGACGCCGGCAGGACGGCUGACGAGAUCAUCGACUUCAUCAAGAAGAACAAGGAGACGUCUGGCGCCGCCCAGGCGACAACGACGUCCGAGAAGGCAGCUGAGGCAGCCGAAUCAGUGAAGGACGAGCUGUAAAACCCAACGCUCUGACGCUUGCGGCUGUGAGCAUGGGAGAGGACAGGGAAAACCUGGCGUCGCUAACAUGUUUGACAGCUCCAACGCCAGAUUUUGGAGGGGGAGAGAGGGCAGAGAGAGAGAGAAGGGGGAUCCGCGGCGUGACCGCGUGUCCCAUUGAGAACGAUUCUGUACAAUCACAGUACCUUUUAGUUGAUUCUGAGAAGUGACAGUAGAAAGAUAUGGAUUGUGGUCAAGCUGAAUGAAUAAAUGGCGGUUCCGCCUCGAUAAA